Ostrinia furnacalis (Asian corn borer) is the source of this 8150-nucleotide messenger RNA. RefSeq names its product phosphatase and tensin-like protein (gene Pten). Gene Ontology annotation, molecular function: phosphatidylinositol-3,4,5-trisphosphate 3-phosphatase activity; protein tyrosine phosphatase activity. The record is from RefSeq and is a predicted model, not a curated record. The transcript is spliced from 10 exons. Bases 449 to 1789 code for a protein of 446 amino acids. Gene Ontology annotation, biological process: cell motility; phosphatidylinositol 3-kinase/protein kinase B signal transduction; regulation of phosphatidylinositol 3-kinase/protein kinase B signal transduction. NCBI's taxonomy places the organism in Eukaryota, Metazoa, Arthropoda, Insecta, Lepidoptera, Crambidae. Gene Ontology annotation, cellular component: cell projection; nucleus; plasma membrane.
UGUGUUUUGUCUCUAUCGAACGCGCACGCAUAACGGUGGUGUGAUAGAGAUGCGCUGUUCACUUUCGGCCAUCAUAACCAUCUUUCUUUCUUGUGCAACUGUUUCUCUUCGGCCGUGUUCUAGUGCAAACGCAGGAUGGACGCCAUUCGUGCGAGAUAAUUUUUUGGUUCGCUCCUGAAGCGAGAGUACAUACGCGUUUGGUGCCGGGCGUGGAACUAUGCUAUAGUGUUAUUGGUGUGCGGUGCUUUCGGUCUGGCGGUGCGGUGUCGACGUGCAAGGAGCUCAGCCUCAGGUGGAGGCAAGGCAAGGCGGCGAGCAGAGGCGCGUGCAGGCCCGAGGCAUGGCGGGCGCGAGCUGAGUGGACGGCCGCGGCCUCCGGUGUCAGGCCGCUCGCGCUCCGCCGCCGGCCCGAUGAGCGGGGCAGGUUCAACGCGGCGGAGGUUAUUUUAUGGGUAUUUGCGUGAGCUGCCGGCGCCGCGAUCGGAAGGCUCCCGAGAAGCGGUCAGUAGGCCUGGGCGCGGGCGGGCCCGCUAAGGGCCCAGCGGCGGCGGAGCUGCUGCCGCGACGCGUCGGUCACCUGCCAGCCAUGGCCAACUCCAUCUCCAACAUCAAGAUGACCAACCCCAUCAAGGGAAUCGUCAGCAAGCGUCGGAAACGAUAUAUCAAGGACGGUUUCAACUUGGACUUAGCAUAUAUAACAGACAGGCUCAUAGCGAUGGGCUUCCCCGCGGAGAAGCUGGAGGGUGUGUACAGGAACCACAUCGACGAGGUGUACAGAUUCCUAGAGCAGAUGCACAAGGACCACUACAAGAUUUACAACCUGUGCUCCGAGCGGUCGUACGAUAGCAGCAAGUUUCAGGGAAGGGUGGAAAGGUACGCGUUCGAAGACCACACGCCGCCCAACAUGGAGCUGAUCCAGCCGUUCUGCGAGGACGUGCACAAGUGGCUCAACGAAGACCCCAGGAACGUGGCCGCCGUACAUUGUAAAGCUGGGAAGGGGAGGACUGGUACGAUGGUGUGUUGUUACCUGCUGUACAGCGGACAGAAGGCGACCGCGGACGAGGCGCUGCAGUUCUACGGCACCAAGCGGGCGCACGACAAUAAAGGAGUAACAAUCCCGUCGCAGCGGCGGUACGUUGAAUACUACGCGGCGCUGGUUCGCUCGGGGCUCCAAUACACGGCUACAAGGGUUUACAUAAGGGAGCUGGUGAUGUGCCCGCCGCCCAUGCUGAACGGCGGCCAGUGCACGCUCGAGCUCACAGUGUCGCAGGCGCAGCCGCCCUUCAAGACGCCGACCGGCUGCCACGAGGUGCGAAAGCACGCGCGCGCUGUUCGCGUGUGCCUCACGCACUGCACGCCGCUGCACGGCGACGUGCGCGUCGACGUCUACACCAAGCCCAAGAUGAUGAUGCGCAAGGAGAAGCUGUUCCACUUCUGGUUCAAUACGUUCUUCCUGGCGGCUGGAGUAGGUGGUACUCAAGUGCCUCCGCCCGCGGAUAGUCCGAACCAGGAGACGUACAAGCUGACGCUGAAUAAGUGGCAGCUGGACGACGCGCACAAAGACAAGCAGCAUAAACUCUAUAGCCCUGACUUCAAGGUGGAGUUGAUAGUGCAAAAGCAGCCUUCCUCGUCCACGUUCAGCUCACACCCGCCGCGAGCCGCCUCGCCGCCCUCCUCCUCGGCCUCCGACUGCUCUGAACCAGCUCUCGACGAGCAUUGGGACUCCGGCGCGGAGCGCUCGUGUGUGGGCCGCUACCGACCGCUGACGCCGCCCGCCGCCGCCACGUGAAUCCACGUACUUGUGAUGGCGACUGGCUCCACUCCAUACAUAAACCCUGCUUUCGCUCAUCAAGAGACCCUAACACGGUGCCGUAAAGGCCCCACUGCCUUUACUUAGUGUCUAACUUACAGUGUUGUAUGUGUGUACGUGUACUGUAGUUUAAGCGGGCUGUGCCAUUGCCACGAACGACGCCGUCGACUCAAAUGUGAUAAUACGAGUGCUGAAGGACAUAAGGACGAUAAAUUAUCUUGGUACUAGGCAUCGCUACCUCGAUGUAAAAUAUUCCCCUUGAUGCUUUGUUCGUUUAAAGUCACAAGGUAUGUUCUUAAAUUCUCUCCGACUGAUAAGUACACUGAGUUAUCUUUUUCGGAUUUUUUUUUACUGAAUAUUAUGUAGCAACGAUUGUAAUGUUAGCGAUGCGGUUACAAUGGCAGAAGGAUCUGGCUCUUUGGUGUUAGCAUUUAUAGGGUUAUCAGAAUGCCUCUUCCAUUUUGCGGAUUGCCAUUAAGAAAAACUGAAAAAGAAUAGACGUUUAGAAACCGGCCAGUGUAUAAGUAGUUUCCGAUCAAAAUAAAAACUUUAAUAAUUACAAUAUUUAAACGAAAUGAAACUAUUGAGUGUAAUAGUCGAUAUUUAUUUUUUCUGGAAUUUCGUAUCAAUUUGAUGUAUUGUAUUUUUAUAGUGUACCUAUUAAUCUAUUUUAAACAUGGCAUUAAUACACGUAAGGUCCAAAACCUUUUUGUUUGGUCUCCCAACUACUUACUGUCUCUAAAUUAGGUAAAAAUAUUUUUUCAGAAUAAUAAAAAUUGUAUUCUUUCGACCAAAAAAAGGUUUUGUAGUAGUUCUGUGUCUAAGAUUCUGAUAGAAAGUCUUACCACAGGGAACCAAUUCUGAAGUGGUGCUUUUGGUUUUAACAAUAAUACCCCUUAUAAGUAGGUACGAAAGUCUAAAUUUAAUCUUUACCUACCCCACUGCAAGUCGGCAUAUUAUUACUUUUUAAAGGAAUAACCUAGAUUUUUAAUACGAAAUUAAUCCGAUGCCGUUGGCCUACGAAUCCAAGACUUGUAUUAUUUAGGUUUUGUAUGCGCUUGAUACACGUUUCGAUUUAUCGAUUCCGUUUGGGUAGCAAUCGAUUUCAUUUAAAUUAAAUGUUGAAUAUUGAUCACAAAUUCUUUUAGGUUAGUUAUUCUGAAACGAAAUUAAAACUUCAUUCAAACGCAAGUGACAUUCUAGCAUGUGUAAUUCAUCCAAUCACAUGCUGGAUUCUAUACUUGAGAUUGACUCGAGUUCUAAUGUUUCAUAUUACGAGCCUAAUUCAUAUAAAACACUUCUUACCACUCUCUUUAAUGGGUAGUGUAUCAAAUAUUUGGCCAAUAUUUUUUUUUAAUAAAUCGCCCAAUAAGGAUGAAAUAAAUCGACGCGUGCGCAAGGCGCAGGCACCACGUUGUACUAAUUCUGUUAGGUAAAUCGUAUUGAAUAGUUACUUUAAUAUGUAAAGAAUUACACGCCGCUCGGCGAGGCACACGAUCCCACCAGAAUUGACUAAGUCCUGACGGACAGUUGUUUUGUAUAGGUUCAAAAGAUCUCAGUGACUGCCGUCAGUAAUGAUAAAAAAUUUUAGGCUUCUAUGGAUCGGCUAUGAGCUUUCGUAUGAUGAGCUAUGUCCUGACAGUGUUGCCACAGAAAAUAAUUGCUAAACAUGUUUAUAUCGACGCCAUUUUGAAUUGUACAGGGUGAUUUUUAAUCAUUUUACAGUUUAAUUUUUGAAGCCGCCGGCGGCUCGUAUACCACUCUAAUGCCAAUUUUUUUUUUUUAGAAAAGCCUUAAGUUCAUGUUCAAAUAUUAGAUAUGAGAACGUAUUAACUUAUUUGAGCAGCAGCAUUAUAUUCAUGAAUUAGAAAUUACCCCGUAUAGUUUAAAAAGGUCGUCGGUAUAGUAAUCGUAUAAUAGCACAAACGUAUCGUAACAACCUUUGACGUAUGGCACGUGACAUAAUCCUGUAAAAAGCAGGGCUGAUCAACUCGAACUUUUCUGUUGAUCCAUAUUAGUUUAUUUGCGUUUUGUGAUUAAUUUAAUCACAAUUUUAAUUUAAUCACAAUAGACCUUUACUGAAAUUUCGUGUAAAGCAAAAUCAUUUUCCGUUGAAGUGUUAAAAGACACUCGAUUUAGUUAAUUUUAUUAGCAAUAAGUUUCUUUUUAGUUAAAUUAUUUUGAAAAUUACUUAUAGAAAAUGCACAAAAUAUCAAUUGUUAAUGAACUCAAACAAGAUCAUAUUUUUGGUGGCUGAUUAUGCGAAAGCUUCAUAGUAGCUCCGUUUGAUAUAACAGUCUUCGUUGAGCUUGUGUUUGGAAAAGGCGAUUAUGGUUUUAACCCUUUCAAUACUGCGCGGGGCUUCAAAAUUAGAUAUCUCGAAGAUAGGAAAUAGGAUAUAAUGCGAAACACUCAAUUACUUAACUUUUUAGACAUAUAAACAGUAUAAUAAUUUGUUUUGCCAGAAAUUCAGCAGCGUUGAAAGGGUUACAUAAAAACAAUUGGAAAUGCGAGAAAUGGGAAUAUUGAUUUUUGUAUUUGAGUUUGGAAUGUGAAAUUAAAAUAAGAUGUGCUGGGAACUCGCAACACAGUGUUUUGUCUUGUGUGACUCUAAGUUACAGGGAUAUAAACAAAAAAAUAAAACAAAUGCUAAAUUGUCGAAGUGAUAAACGAAUCCGGCUGUCGAUUUGUGUUUGUUGAACAGCCCUGAAAAAUUUACGUAGCGUAUCCUUUAGUUUGGUAUACUAAUUUAUUAGUAAGCAACAAAUUACGCUUAAGAUACACUUCAUUUGUACUUGAAAAUGUAUUAAUCGUUCCCAGCAACAGUGUGGAUUCGGCUCAGACCGACUUAUUCCGUUACAAAUCGGGGAUAUAAUACUUUUUUUUUAUUUUCUAAUUGUAAAUAUUAUUGUUAUAAUGCAUUAGUGUUAAAUGAGAUCUGUUUUUCAUUGAUAGAAUAAGUAGGUUGCGUCACAACCGAGUGACCAUUUGAAAAUUUUACAAUAUUGACAAUAGCGGUUUAAAAAUGGCGGGCCCAUGCAAUGGAGCGACAGUCGCGAAUCGGUUCCGGAUCGUUUCUAUGACGUUAGGGCCCGGACAUGCAUUACCUACUGAGCGGCGCGGCGACGUAACACAUGCACAGUAUAAAUACUUGCUAAUGAAGGUUUUCGCGUAUGAAAGAUCCGCUGAUGGCGGGACGUGGAUGUGGGGUCUGACUGCGUGAUUGGUGGAUUUUGACAUAUAUGUCAAUGUCAUGUCAAAAAUAAGCAAUCAUGCAGCAUUUGGACCUCGCGUCUACGUAUUGCCAUCUGGCGGAUUUUUCAUACGUGAAAACCCUCAUUGGCGAGUGCUGUCUCUUCUAUCAUACAGACAAAAAGGCAUCGGCUUGUGAUUGGCUGUUUGCUAUUGUAAAAUAUCUUUGGUAAGGUAAACUGUAGACCUUGUUGAUAAGAGCGUCGUUGCUGAUUUGCAAAUUUCUUGCAUGCCUACCGUCGCCGCGUCGCAACGCACGGUGGAUAUGGGCUCUUAGGAUAUGUGAUACGGUGACGGGCGUCCCGACUCAUGCCUCCCAAGUUAAUGUUGUUUUAAGUACUUGCACAAUGUAAAAUAUACUCCUAACCCCUAAGGUUGAUAUGGGUCGGGAAGGCCAACUUAAAAUCAUAAUAAAUAAGAUGGACAGUUGAUCAAAAAUGCCGAUAUUUGUUAAGUUUUGUUUGGAGUAACUCAAUGACAGAGUCUGUGAAAUAGCUGAAUCACUGGCGACUUUGAAACCUUUGUUUAAAAACUGUACAGGGUAUCCUUGGAUCGGCCUGAAACAAUAUUAAAUCCAAGAUAUCGCCAGUGAGAAGCAAUCGUAUUCACUCGGUGUUGUGACGUCACCGCGCAUUAGUUAUUACUUUUCGGACCUGUUUCACAAAUUGCAGAUAAAGUCUAAUAGCUGCUCAUUAACAAUUAAUCUGUCAGAUAAAGAACACUUGGUUUCACAGGUAUCCUUUAUGUGACAGAUAGCGUUGUCUGAUAGCUAGCUAUCUUAAACUCUAUCAGGAACAUGUGAAACUGAUCCUUAGUAAUUUAGCGUUACCAACAAGUUUCGCUAUAACUUUUUUUAAAUAUCAUAUUUUGAGUCAAAAUUCGAAUUCUAUGUAAGCUCGACAGAAAAUCGAUGUUAGAUUAAAAAAAUCUUUUAUCUAUUUCAAUUUCUGAACAAAGAGUUCCUACAGAUACUUAAUUCAUGAUUGGCAUUUUGGAGAAACUUGGUAAGGUUAGCGUAAGAAACGGUUAAUGUAGGAUAAGGUAGAAAGUUAUGUAAGAUAGACUAACAACGUCAUAGAAAUCAUCAUAACGUGAAUUCGAUAUACGUGUAACUUAAAAAUGUACGGAGGCGUUUAAAGUUUCGGUUGGUAUAGACUAUGAAAUUAGUUUUUUAUUGUUAAUAGAGCUAAGGCGAGUCACAUGCAUGCUUCCAGUUUGAAAAAGUUUUUUUAAGUCAUGAAUUUGUAACGUCUUUUAAUUAGUUUGUAAUUUUUUUUAUGUCGCUUCAGAUGUCUAUGAGCUCCUAACACGAGACUCUGUUUUGUUAAAAUUUCCAUUCGAUUGUAAAUAAGGCGAUUCAAUUCCAUAUUAAUUUCGUUACGCUGAUAUUUGUUAUUCGGCAGUUAUUGUCUGUGGCGAGUGCGUUUGCGAUGCAAAAUAGGAAAAUUGUCAUAGACAACUGACGAUCAGUCAUGUUUAAUCUGUAACGUCGUUUUCGAAUCUCGAAAGUUGAAAAUUUAUAAAUACUCAAUUUAAACGAGCUUCUUAUCGAAGAGUUACAGAGGUAGUUCACAUGAUUGUGUAAUAUCUACUUUAUCAUUAGCAAAAGGCACGUUCCACAGACAGCAACAAACCGAUAUUAUUAUUUCAAAUUGUAAUUAUAAGCAGCAAAUGCAAUCUAUUUGGCGUCCGGUGUUCAAUGCGCGUAUCAUCAAGUACAAAUCUAGGAGUUGUUAGUGCGGUCGUCCCGUCAGAUGGAGUGACUAAGUCAUAACUUAUUCUCCGACGUUAUUUUUAAAGAUGGAAACUUUACAGCCACGUUAGCGUAAUGUCCCAUUCCAAGUCUUAGAUGUGUUGUUUUGCACGAAGUUUUCGUUACGGUGGUCACGCGACCUCCCCUCUUCAUCAAAGGUUUAGCUUUAAAGAUUGUUGUUUGCCUUAUAAAAAAAUGUGAUCUUAUGACGAUUAUACAUAACGGGUGUUAGCGCAGCGCUCGCAGCGGCUUGCGUUGUAUAAAAAAUACUUGACUCUUUUGGGCCUUUACACUCUUUAACUUUUCUUUUACGUUUCGCAAGAAAAUCUACUAAAAAGAUCUCGAAUUUUCUAGAAAACGCUUUAAUACGCAUGAGCUGCGGACGCUGCGCGUGCGAGUGAAUAUGCCUUGUAUAAUGAUAACAAAUGAAUUAUGUAAUAUAAUAAGACUUGACAAGUGCGGUGUGAAGUUGCGAGGCUCGGUGCAGCCUACUGUCAAUUGGAUACAGUUAGGGCGUAAAGGGCUUUAUUGGUGGGAGGCUGGCAGCUUGCGCCGACAUUGGAUCUUAUAAUGACAUACUUAGCGUUUUCUGAAACGAUUUCCAUAACUAUUGACACUUGGCAAAGAUUCAACGCAAAGCAAUUUGUGCCUUAUCAUGUUUGCAAUUGGGACCGACUUGAUUUGCGCUGAAUCUAUGCUCAAGUGCAGAUCCUGGAAUCGUUUCAGGAUUCGGGCCUUCAGUAGUUUUCGAAUGUUACUUAAUAUGUUUACUAUAUUAUUGUCAGUUAACUUGUUCAUUUAAUUUUUUGUACUUUUCUAUGUCUGUAAAAAACACAGUAUGAAGGUAACAUGUUUAUUUGCGCUGUCAUAUAAAGUUUAAACGAGAUAAAAACUUCAGUAGCUAUGUAUUUGUAGCUGGUCUUAAUGUUUGUGCUUUGCAUAUAAAUUCUGUUACCCUCUACUAUGUUUUAUGGUGUUAAAUAUUUUGAAUUAGGUCAAUCCAAAGCGUCAGUGUCGGCGCAACCGGCCAGCCUUUACUUGUUAGUUGUAAGAAUGGUGUGAACAAUUUUAUUUCUACUUCUGUAUACUUUACACCGCCACAUAACUGGUAAAGCCCUCUCCGCAGGUUUAAAAUAUAAAAAAACUUUUUUAUGAAUCAUAAGAAAUGCUUAGUUCCACAAUAAUUAAUAAAGAUGCGUAAAUUUUUCUUAUUAGUAAGUAAAAGAUCUCAUAUGUCUUAUAUUUGUUUUGUCUUUUUUAUAUUUUGAGGAACUUCAGAAUAGUCGAGUUGAUUUAAAGACAACUUAUGUAAAAUAAAAUAUAUUGAUGUAAAUA